CUCGGAGUCGCGGCUCGCAGCGGCUGCACUUUAUCUCUGACUUGUUGAAUAUGCAGCGAACGAAGAUGUUGCGCGUCGAGCUGCCAGAAACCGAUAUGUUUGCCAAUUUGGUCAAGUUUUUUCGUACGUCCAGCGACGAAUUCGACGAAAGUCGAUACGAGAAAUUGUUGAGACGCGCUCGAUCAGAAGAUUUAAGCGAAGUGUCGGGAAUCGGAUGUCUGUACCAGAGCGGAGUUGACAGGAUGGGACGUCCGGUCGUCGUUUUUAUCGGGAAAUGGUUUCCCUUCAACAAUGUCAAUUUGGAUAAGGCGCUCUUGUAUUUAAUUGAUUUGCUCGACCCUAUCGUACGUGGGGAUUACGUGAUUGCAUACUUCCAUUCACUGACAACAAGGGAACAUUAUCCCACAUUUGCAUGGCUCAAGGAGGUUUACAAUGUUCUGCCGUACAAGUACAAGAAAAACUUAAAGGCUUUUUAUGUUAUUCACCCUACAUUCUGGACCAAGAUAAUGACCUGGUGGUUUACCACGUUCAUGGCACGUGCCAUUAAGCAAAAAGUGCACAACCUAGCAGGAGUGGAAUUAUUGUACUCUGUCAUUGCUCCGGAUCAGCUCGAAAUUCCAGCUUUUAUUACUGAAUAUGACAUGACUAUAAACGGGUUUAGAUACUUCCAACUGGCAGCGCCCACCUAGGGAACACCAAAUUGCGGCGAAAGCUGCUACCGUUAUUAGUAUUUCAUCCCUUUUACGUGAUAAGUUGCAAUAUUUUACUAGUGCCAAUUUGUUGUUUGCGAACAAUUCUAUAACGUUGUUAUAUUCUAUUUAACAUUUAACUUCUCUCUAUGUAGGUAAUUAGAAAUCGCUUUAACUUGUUUUGUCUGUCUUUUAAUGUCUAGCAUUUAUUAGGUUUUACAUUUAUUUAUACCGUUUUAUACCUACUUAAUUUGCUUUAUGUUUUAUUCU
Brassicogethes aeneus is the source of this 959-nucleotide messenger RNA. The record is from the annotation of a GenBank genome assembly. Lineage: Eukaryota; Metazoa; Arthropoda; Insecta; Coleoptera; Nitidulidae.